Tinamus guttatus (white-throated tinamou) is the source of this 1264-nucleotide messenger RNA. The record is from RefSeq and is a predicted model, not a curated record. Lineage: Eukaryota; Metazoa; Chordata; Aves; Tinamiformes; Tinamidae.
CCGCGGCUUUCAUAUCCGCACAUUACGUGUCCAUCAGGGAAGGGAAUCCGUAUUCCAAGCCCCCGGCGCUUGCCGCGUUGCCACAAUGCAGUGGCCGCGAGGUAACGUUCCCGGGGACGGAGGCAGCGCGGGGCCCGGCCUGGCCGGCGCCGCGGGCUUCGCGCCGCCGCCUGAUUCAUAAACAUAUUGCUGCCAUCUCGUGGGCGCCGCCGGCCCCGCCGCCAUCCCGGCCGUUAUCCCCGCCGGCCGAGGCUCCUGCAGGAGCGGGUCCGUCGCAGGAGCUCAGCUUCCCGCUCGGCUUCCCGCUGGAGUUGGAGCGGUUUGUAGGCGCUUCGCUGUGGCGAGUGGCGCCUCGCGGGCCCGGCCGGGCCGCGCGUCCUGAGAGCGCUCGUCUUAGCCGGGCGCUGGGUGAGCUAAAUCUCUUGAAUAAGAGUCCCUCAAGCGAAGCUGUUAGUCCUGGGAAAUGCCGUAGUGGCAGUGUUGUGGUACGUGAAGUUGCACGGCGUCGUCUUUGUCUCGAAGACGCUGACUUGCGGCAGCAGAAGCGAUCAGACGAGACGUUUACUGCGAGGCUCUGCGGGGUCACGGAAUUAACAGGUGCCAAUGAGACGAGCUCCAAGAUCUCAGGAAAUGCUCUGUCCCGUGCGCUCUACUCACCUGUCCUUCCCCAUGCCCUCCCCCAGAUCACCACGCGCUCUGGCAAUGAGUUCCUGCUGCAGUCGGAUAUCGACUUCCUCAUAUUGGAUUGGUUCCACGCUAUCAAAAAUGCAAUUGACAGAUUGUCCAAAGAACAGAGCUGUACCUCGAGAAAUUUGGAGCUCAAACUCAAAAGAUCCUCCAGCAUAGAACUGCUGAAUAACUUAGAUGCUGAAUCCAAAGAACCAAAGCCUGAGCACAGAAAAUCUUUAAUUUUCAGACUGAACUACAGUGCAUCUGAUACAAAUGACAGAAAUCGAGUUAAAAGCAGAUUAAAGAAGUUUAUCUCCCGAAGACCCUCCUUGAAAACACUGCAAGAAAAGGGACUUAUUAAAGAUCAAAUUUUUGGCUCUCAUUUGCACUUGGUAUGCGAGCAUGAAAAUUCUACAGUCCCCAAAUUUGUAAGACUUUGUAUAGAAGCUGUUGAAAGGAGAGGUCUAGAUGUUGAUGGAAUAUACAGAGUUAGCGGCAAUCUGGCAACAAUACAGAAGUUACGAUUUGUUGUCAAUCAGGGUAAGUGAUUCCUCCACCCUGGUAAUGUUUUGUUUAGUACUUAACUGUCUCAGAU